AUGUUGAGAAAAUAUGACCUUGUUUCAAGGGUCAUUCCAUCAUUAAUCAAAAGCCAACCAAUUAGAUGGACGUCAGUGGCCAGUAGUGCCAACAAAGAUGAGGUGAAACCUUUUGAAGAGAUCCCAGGUCCUAAAGGACUUUACAAUAUACCCGUUAUCGGAGCAUUCUUUCACUUCAGGCCUUUCGGUAAAUUUACACCUCAGACCACACACAAGCUCAUUGACAGCUUGCACGAGAAGUAUGGGCCUGUGGUUCGAGUCCAGCUUGGAAGGAAAUGUGUCCUGUUGGAGGACAUAAAAGACAUUGAGACGGUCUUCAGAAAUGAGGGCAAAUAUCCAAACAGACCUGGAAUUGAUAUUUCCAAAGUUAUCUAUGAAAAGAAUGGACUCAAAUUACCACUUUCCGAAAUACAAGGAGAAGAGUGGCAAAAAUUAAGAACUCCCGUCAACAAAAGACUAAUGAAAGCUGACUCGGCCUAUCAUUACCUGGUCCCACAGAACGCCGUAGCUGAUGAUUUUGUCAACAUUUUGGCCACACAAAAGUUAACACCGGAAGAAAUGAAAGAUCUUUUCUUUCGCUAUGCUUCUGAGAGUAUAGCAGUGGUGACAUUAAACACCAGACUGGGGUUCCUGGAUCACUCGUCAGAUAAGGAGUCAUCAGAGUUUCUUGCAGCCACUAAAACGGUUUUCUCUAUAAUAACUGAUGCUAUCAGUGGUAAAAUAAUCACCCAUAAAUGGUACAAAAGCCAGACCUAUACGGAUAUGGAGAAAAGUUUAUUGCUCAUUCGAAAUACCGUUACCUGUGAGCUAGAAUUGACAGUUGUAAAAGAUCCCCCAGUUACAACAGCAACAACACCAUCAGCAACAACAACACUCCCAGACAUGUCAACAGUAGACCCUAGAACCUGCAUGCUGCUGAACGCUGAGAUAUCAAAUUUAUAUUUGUGUUCCUGA
Molecule: messenger RNA, 954 nt
Organism: Physella acuta
Lineage: Eukaryota; Metazoa; Mollusca; Gastropoda; Physidae
Product: cytochrome P450 10-like
Molecular function (GO): monooxygenase activity; iron ion binding; oxidoreductase activity, acting on paired donors, with incorporation or reduction of molecular oxygen
Source: RefSeq, a predicted model, not a curated record